AGGUUAUUUAUUACUUUGUGAGAUAACAACCAUAGCUUUUUUCCUCAUUAUAAAUGCAUUGUCAAGUUGUUUUUAUUGUGCUUGAUAAAUAAUGAUUGAUUUUGAUGCCAAACAAGCAAAAUAUUUUGGGCAUGAUUCAUAAGUGGAUAAUAAGAAAAAUUCUAACCUCCUGAAAAUUGACAGUUGUCUGUAGAAACAAAUUUCCCUGCACUGAAGGUUUUACGUCAAAAUAUUCAUUAUUUUAAAUCAUUUGUGCCUUAGCUAUAUAAAUUUGAAAUAUUUAAAAAAAAAUCAAUUAAUAGGUUGCUAAUUCUCAAGCUUCUAUCAAUGAUUUGAUGAAAGUUGUGAACGACAGUUUUUAGAUAGGUUGUGUUGGUGUGUGUGAGUUGGUGCUUGCCGUUGAAGUGUUGGUGAAUGGUUUGUUGAAUGUUUUUAUAGAAAUUUAUUUAAAAUAAUUAAGAACAUGGAUGAAAAUUCAAUGAACUCUCACGGUGAUAGUUUUAGAAGCGUAAAUUCUAAUCAUGGAAGUGCAUCAACCAGUUCCAGUAAACAGUGGGUUACUUUGAAUGUUGGUGGAACUUGCUUUCUCACUACAAAGACCACUCUUUCUAGAGAUCCGAACUCUUUUUUGUACAGAUUAUGCCAGGAAGACUCAGAUUUAAUCUCUGAUCGUGAUGAAAAAGGUGCCUAUCUAAUAGAUCGUGAUCCUACCUACUUUAGUCCAGUUCUAAACUACCUCAGACACGGAAAGCUUGUUAUAAAUAAGGAUCUACAAGAAGAAGGUGUUCUAGAAGAAGCCGAAUUCUAUAAUAUAGAAGAACUGAUCAGGCUGGUAAAGGAGCGUAUAUGUCAGAGAGACACUCAUCCGCUGAAAGACUCCAAGAAACAUGUCUACCGUGUGUUACAGUGUCACGAAGAUGAGUUGACUCAGAUGGUGUCAACUAUGUCGGAUGGAUGGCGAUUCGAACAGUUGAUAAACAUCGGCUCACAGUACAACUAUGGUAAUGAGGAUCAUGCCGAAUUUCUUUGUGUGGUUUCGAGAGAGUAUGGACAGAGCGUCGACUCAAAAGAGACUGAGCCCACUGAUCGGGCCAAGGUAUUACAACAGAAGGGCUCCCGUAUGUAAAGAAGAACUACAUGGGUUAGUUCGAAACCCAUAUUGAAACCUAUACUGCGCACAAUCAUUUUUAUGGUACGAGUUCUAAAUAAUUAUUGUACUCCACUAGACUCCUCCAAUAUUAUAAAAAAUGGAUUCAAGACGGUAAAGUUCUACCAUAGAGAAAAAAUAGCAUAAGAAGAUAUCCCAUGGUUUGUAGAAUUCAUUCAAAGUUUGGAAGUUUUGUAUCAAAUUAUGGUGUUGUGUAUCAAGUUGAGAUGAUACUGUAUCAUAUUGUGUUGAUACUGUAUCAUGUAUGGUGAUACAGUAUCAUUCUGUUGUGAUACUGUAUCAUUUAUGGUGAUACCAUACAGAAAAAAUAGCAUAAGAAGAUAUCCCAUGUAGGUCGUUCAUGUUCCAAAUUUCAAGCCCAUUUUUUGUGAACUCAAACCGAUUACUUUUUGUGUAGUUGAGAAGUUGAUAUUGUGGUAAUUAUUCAUAUUGAAUGAAAAAGACUAAGAAAUUGUCAAAAACCACAGAUUUAUUGAUACCAAUUGAUUGAUUUAUUGGAGUUUAUCAGAGAUUGACAAUGGUGUAAUAACCGAAACCGGUCUUUCUAAGUAUUAAUAAAUCUGUGGUUUUUGACAAUUUCUUAGUCUUUUUCAUUCAAUCAAGUCGACUACUGUCUAUUAUUACUGUUUUGUUGGGGUGAGAGUGUAAGAACGGCACAGUAUGAGAGACUACCAGCGUCACAUAGCUUCACGGAAAAUAUUUACUUGGACUAUCGGCUUAAGUUAUCAGUGAAAUUUGGAGCAUAAAUGCCCUAUACCAUGGGAUAUCCUCUGGUAUAUUUCCUCUAUGGUUCUAUUUUGUACUCUACUAGAGUUUUCCAGUAUCAAAAAUGGAUUUAAGACGGCAGAUUUAGGUAUGUUUGGAAACUAUUGGAAGAAACAAAUUUCAAUUCCAAUUCAAUGCUGUCAAAUUUUGUCUUGCCCAAAUUUUUCUGACCUGAAGGUUCCUGCUUGAUAUGCUAUAAAAAUAAUAUCCGUUCCAAUGUAUCCUAUAAUCAGUGAGAUUCACUUUAAAAUGUCAGCAUUAGUUGUAUGGCAAACAAACAUUGAUGUUAUUUAAACGUAAUGCCUUUUAACACAAUGAUUGCCUUAGUGCCGGUUGCACAACAGCCGGUUAAAUUUUAACGUCUUGAAGCCGUCUUUUCAAACACGCCUUCUCUGAUUGGUUCUCGUGAAAUUAAUCACUUUUAAAAUCUAACCGUGAUUAAUUCCAUGAGAACCAAUCGGAGAAGCCGUCUUUACAAAAACGUCUUCUCUGAUUGGUUCUCGUGGAAUUAAUCACGGUUAAAAUUUAACCGGCUGUUGGGCAACCGUGCCUUAGUAUUUUAUCUACCAAUGUUAUUACGCUAGUGUCAUUUGUAACAUACACAGGGUGUCCCAAGAAAGGUGUAACAGCUGGAGAUCAUAGAUUCUAAAUUAAAUUUGCAACAAAAAUGUCCAGUAAAAUUUUCCCAUAAAAUCGACCUUAGUUUUCGAGUUAUAAUAGAUAUUUUUGAAAUACGUCAGUAACUAGAAAAAUAUCAGUCAAAAUCUAAGAAAAGAUAAUGGUUAAGUGUUUUAACGUGUAUCCACAUCCAGUGUAUUAAAGUAUAUCCACACUAAAGAUAUGGUUGGAAAGCGGAAUAAAUUUCCAAUAAGAUACAUAUAAUUUUUUUCAUUUGUUUAACGUUUUUGAACUUUCUAUGAGCGUUCAAACGCUUGUUUGAAAUUUGACUUGGAACUCGACGAAUGUACUUUUUCAACUUGAAGCGCUCUUAAAAAGUUCAAAAACGUCAAACAAAGGAACAAAUUGUUUGUAUCUCAUUGGAUAUCUCUUCCUCUUUUCAACCACGGUUUAUAGAAGAAAACGGUAGGUGUCACGCGCAUGUUUGUGCUAAAUUUCCGGUGUAGCUGACGUCAUUCUAUAUCCAAUCACCUGUUUUUAACAAAUAAGUUUCAUAAAUUGCCAAUAGGUAUUAAAAACGUCGGUUGGUGGCGAUGACGCAAUCUAGCUGGCUGGCCACUGCGCACACAUUUCAUGACCACUACCGUUUUCAUCUAAAUACCAUGUUUCCAAUCAUAUCCUUAGAAUUCGAUUUUGACUGACUGUUUUCCAGAUAUUGAUGUUUUUCAAAAUUAUCGAAAAACCUAUAUAUCUCGAAAAAUAAAUCCGAUAUGAGAAAACUGUACUGGACAGUUUUUGUUGCAAAUUUCAUGUAGAAUCUAUGUUCUCGGCUCUGACAUCUUUUGUGGGACACCCUGCAUGAAUGCUGAUGUUCCCAGUUGAAAGUGAAUCCCAUGAUAUAGGUGUGACCAUAAUUUUAUCCGAAAAUAUGUAAAAUUUACACCUAUAUGUGUGAAACUUGUGUGUAGAUGUUGAACGUGUGUUUGUUUCCCUUUAAGGGUGGCUUUCUCCAGAAUUGUUAAAAAUAUUAGACCCGUUUAAUCAAUAUGUGGUCACAUUCUUUCCAAUGUGUUUCAAUUGAGUAAGCUGAUGGCUUAAACUAGAAUUUGGCCCGGUUGAACAAAAACCUGUUAAAUGUGAAUCAUGAUUAAAUCAGUUAGAGAAGGUUUCUCGAAGAAGGUUAAAUUCAAAUCAUAAUUAAAUCACAUGAGAAUCGAUCAGAGAAGGUUUUUCUAAGAAGAAGGCCCCUCUGGUUUGUUCUCGUGACAUUUAAGCGGCAUUAAAAGUUGACAGACUUUUGUGCAACCGGAUCUUUGAGUUUUACUUUUUUGGAGAGAGCGACCCCAAGCUGCCAGUUUUCAAAAAUCAGUUCUGAGUUGGAGAAAAUGUGAAUAAUUUUUGAAAGUUCACUUUUUCCUGUUCAUUGUUGUGUAAGAAUGUCGAGUGUUGAUUGAUGUUGUACUCUAGUAUUAUCUGGUAAUAGUUAUUUUAAAUAAUAUUAUCCAAUUUUUAAAUUUUCCAACUUGACUUUCUUCCUGCCAUUGCUAACAGUAGUUUGAUAAAGUGAGUAAAUAAUUUGAACGAAUGCUUGAAAAAAUC
Molecule: messenger RNA, 4150 nt
Organism: Nilaparvata lugens (brown planthopper)
Lineage: Eukaryota; Metazoa; Arthropoda; Insecta; Hemiptera; Delphacidae
Gene: inc
Product: BTB/POZ domain-containing protein KCTD5
Exons: 5
Coding region: 464-1126 (220 amino acids)
Biological process (GO): protein homooligomerization; proteasome-mediated ubiquitin-dependent protein catabolic process
Cellular component (GO): Cul3-RING ubiquitin ligase complex; cytoplasm
Molecular function (GO): cullin family protein binding
Source: RefSeq, a predicted model, not a curated record